Molecule: messenger RNA, 6422 nt
Organism: Acanthoscelides obtectus
Lineage: Eukaryota; Metazoa; Arthropoda; Insecta; Coleoptera; Chrysomelidae
Source: the annotation of a GenBank genome assembly
GUCGUAUCACUUUCUUCUAGUCUAGACGAUUGAUGUCAAAUAUUUUGUCAAAAUUCUUCGCUGUAUUGGCCAAAAAAAUGUUUGCCACUGGAAAAUCUGUUAUCCUCCAAGAAUAUCAACGGAGCUGCACCCCAACAAUAGUUGCAGUAGCGAGUAAUAAAAUAUUUCAACAGUUUUCUCGAGGUAUACGCGGAUUCAGUGCAAUAAGGCCUCCGCAAGGUGGACCCCACUUCCACAUCAACAACCAUCCCCGGGGCCUCUAGUUCCCUCGCAGGAUACCAGCAGCAAAUGCCGCAUGCUGCAGCAGCCAGUGCCACGACAGUGGUGUUCGCCGAACGCGGCCGAUGUUACACGAACAGACUGAUGACAGUCGGUCCAGCUAAUCCCAGUCCUUGGUACACACCACGUGUAAUAGGCGGGCCUCAAUGCACGCACUGCCCCGGACAAUGCCAGGCGGUGCAUCGCAGUGAAAGUAGUCCGUCAGCAGCAUCGGCGUUACACGCACAACAGACGAGUAACAGUGCGCCCAGAAGACAGAGACCUGUAAGUCAACCAAUACCCGCGACCUAUGAUGGCGAUGAAAUUCUGCCAAGAUCGCCAUUACCAGAAAUAUCAGAAUUUGCUCCCAACAGCACUCAAUAUGCUUCAAGUAGUAUUUUAGACGAAGUUGGUGGCAAAGAAGAACAAGUUGUGUCAGAACCAACGCUCAAAACACGCAGCUUACCUGCAUGGGUCCGGUCCAAGCCGAGGCCUCUAUCUACCGAAGAUGAUAUAAAUGAUUUAUACGCUAAGGUGAAUUUCAGCAAAAAGCGGAAAAAUCGCAUGCGCAACGACGAAGCGGCCAUAAUAGCUUUAAGCAAAUCUCGAAGCCAGUUCCUGCAUAAAGACACGGACUCCUUAGUGGACAAUGAGGCGGUUAUUGUGUAUGAUGAGCGCACUGCCUUAUAAGUGAUUUCCUAACAAAUGAUAGUGAGAAUCUCAAUACAGCGUGAACACGCUGAUCGAAAAUAUAUCGUAAGAAUUUCUAGUCAAAUAAGUACCUAAUUUUCAGAUAAUGAAUUACGCAAGUCUAAUACUACACGAUCUUGGUGACCGAUAAGGAUGACCACAGCAACAUUUAUUAUUUAUAUGCCCAAGUCAAAAACAAGUUCACUAUAUACUGGUGUUUCGGGAAGUUGGGCAUUUCAAAACGACUUAUUACUUUAGCGAUUUUCGAACAAAACGUUUCAUUUUUUUUCUAAAAUCACAUUUAAAAAAAUCUCGUGAAUUCGCUUAGUUUACAAAACCGUAUGAAAUGACUACCUCCAGGUGAAUGCAAGGCUUCAAUUUUCCUCUCAUAGACAACUGAACGCUUUCCAAAACACCAGAUUACAGUCUCUGAUAUCGUCGGAGCGAGAAGCGAUUUUUCGAAAAUCUUUCGAGGACAAACUUCUUGUAUAGAGCUCUAAGAUUUUAAAAAACUUAGAAGAGCCAUCAAGGAUUUUUAAAUAAACCAUAUUUUUCAAUGGAACAUAUCUUUUGACGAAUGCUACAAAUAUGGAACAUUUCACAAUAUUGCAUACUUGUCAUACAUAAAAGAUCAAUAUUUUUUUGUAUUUUUGAUAAAGGGAGACCGAAAUUUGUCUAAAUUCUAUACUUACGAGUAUUAUACGAUAUUUAUGUCUGUUUAGAGGCAAAUGUAACAUAUCGAAAAAAUAUAAAGACUUUUUGAGACAAAUAAACUUCGUAAUGAUGUGCAUAUAAUUUACUAUUUCAGAUGCAUUUCAGAAAGAUUAAGUGCAUUUUUCUGUGAUAUAAAAUCUAACAUUAGAGAAAAUUCAUGCCAAGACCAGACGAAAAAAGAUCAACUGUGUAUUAUAGUCUUUUAUAAUCUUUGCUCAGGCACACACAUAGAUUAUUCCACAUUUCAAUGGCUUCACGUUUCACCAUGUUAAAUUUUUUGCAGCUAAAAAUAAAAUAUGGGAACUGACAGACCGUUUUGAGUAACUUUCAAUCUCUCGCAGACUGAUGUAGAUUUAACAUCUUUGUAGAUUGUGUUAUAGAGGGUGCUCAUUUAAAAACUUCCCACCACGGAUUUAUCGAAAUCCACUGAUUAAAAGAAAGAACGCCGACACGUCAAAAGAUUUGUCUUUUAACCAAGAACUUAUUUCACCCCCUUUCACCCUAUGCCCCCCAGGGUCAUUCCCUUAAAAAUUUUAAUUACAAAGGGUAUCGAGUAAUAGCUUGUUUGAAAGAUCUUUCAAAGUAGUUUAUUUUGACGUUUGAUUUUUUAAAAUCGGUCGAUUCAUUUUCAAAAAAAUUAGAAAAAACUUUAUUUAUCUUAAUUUGUUCGGAUAGAAAACAAAAACACACGAAAAUAUUACUUUUUAUUUCCAGUCCAGUGUCCAAAAUGUUGCCCGUUAUUAACAAUGAUAUAAGCGAUGUUCAAAUUCCUGACGGAUAUUUACAAAAACAUGUGGGAUAUCAUGGCAGCUUUCGACGAUGCGUUGACGAAGUUCAUCCAAACUUUCAGAUUGGGGAGUAAACACAAUAGAUUUCAACUGGCCCCAUAGAAAAAAGUCUAAUGACGUCAAAUCAGGAGAUCUAGCUGCCAUCUUCGCCCUAUCCCUUUAUCUGGAAAUUCGUCAUCUAGCUAUUGCCGAACCGGAAGAACAUAGUGAGGAGGACCGCCUCUACAAGUAUAGGGUAUCCAUCCUCUUCGAUUUGGUUUUCAACGGUUUCAGUGAUAAGCAGAUUGAUGGUAUUUUCCAACAUAUCCAAAUAAAUGUCUCCAUUCAAAUUUCCAUUAGCAAAAAAUGGACCAAUCACUUUGUUUCCUAAAAUGCCUGACCAUACGUUAAUUUUUUGGAGGUACUGGGUAUACGCUUCUACAAAAGCAUGAGGAUUUUCAUUGCUCCAAUACCUGCAGUUAUUUAUGCUUAUUAACAAAUCCAUUUAGAUAAAAUGUGCAUUCAUCACUAAAGCAGAUAUGCUUUACAUGAAUGGUAUUAUCAUUAAUCGCUGCAGUCAUUUGUUCACAAACUCAACUCGCCUAUCGAAAUCAUCUUCGGUUAACUCUUGCAAUAUUUUCAUUUUGAAUGAAUGACCCUGAGGGGCAGAGGGUGACGUACUUUUUGAUUAAAAAGUUGUCCCCCUUGACAAAACUUUUGACGUGUCUCGGUGUUUUUUCUUUUAAUCAGUGGUUUUCGAUAAACCCGUGGUGGGAAGUUUUCAAAUGAACUCUGUAUAUCACCGAAUUUAUAAAUACGAAUCUGUAAGUAUGAUAAAUUAAUUGAUAUUUCAAAUAGACAACAGAAAGUUCUGUGAUAUCUAUAUGAAGUACGGCAGAAACUCGAAUGGGACUAUAUCACUUUGUAGAAAAUUUCGAAUGUUUAUACUUGUACAAAGCUGGCGAAAAAUAUUUUUUAUCUGCCGUUCCUACUAGCUCAAUGACCUAAAUAUCAAAGGUCCUGACUGCAGAUGCUAUAUCAAAUCUAUAGCGGAGGACAACAGAUAGUAAAAUUUCGAUGCCAGCUCAGUAGACCAAAGAUAAUAGUGAUUAUUGUUAAUAUCUCUAAUAGAAUAGCUGUUAUAAUAUUGUGUAACCUUCAAAUCAUGUUGAUCUGAAGAUGAGAGCCUGUUUUAAAAUGACUGAGUGAAUACUGGUUAUAUUUUUAUUUGGUGUUGGUAACAUGGUAAGAGCAUAACAUACAUCUGAAGUGGUCAAAUCCAAAACAAAGCAAAACAUAACACCAACUAGCAUUAAAAUAUUUGGGACAUUAUACUCUUUUCCGAUAUUUUGAAAGAGGCUCUUAUCGAACUGAAAUAACCCUUUUAGAUAGAACUCGCUCUUAUUCAAAUGUCAGAACGUUUCAUUUAUCUACAUUUGAAAGUUUCUGUUAAAAUUGCAAUUGAAAGGAACAUAUGAUUCUCUGACUACUGGAUAUUUUGAACUAUUACCAAAAUUGGAACUAUAGGUUGUAUACUGGGCAGCUUCCGGAAGAAGUUGUGUAUGCAAAAAAGUAGGUAUUAUUGUAUUUUUCUCUAGUGAUAUUAUCGGAGAACACACUGAAUAUUAGUUUGUUCUAUUUUUCACAACUCUUAUCCUUAGCUGUUUCAAAAUGAUACUCAACUAUUUCCAGCGCCUGAAGUCAAAAUAUACAAUAAAAACCAAAUUUGUCUGAGAGACCAGAGUUCAAUGUGUACGAGAGAGAAGUGUGUAUGGACACAUAUGUUGAAAAGAGAUAGGAGCCAGCUGGAUAGUGAAUCUCAUCUCCGCGUUGCCUAGCAACCCUGUCGGAGCAAUCUGCCGCUUUGUAUGUUACAACAGUUCCGUGAAUUAAGAUGCAUGUUGAAAAUAUGCGUUAGUUCAUUCUCUACAUCCAAAUAAUGGUUUUAUUUUGAGCGUGAAUUGCGAAUUAUGUCGAAUCCGUUUAGGGUCGAUUCCGGAUCGGUCCGAAUGGCGAUUCAUUUUAAGUCGAAAUGAAAGGUCAAGAUCGCCACAAAGUCUGCAACAUUGCAUUAUUGGUUCGUUUGAUAACAUGGCAUCUUGUACAUUUCAAGGCAAGGUUUCCACCCCCAUCAUCAUAGUUGAACGAUUUUGGUCAGUACCCAUCUAGCGCUCUUAUGGGAAUGUCGUCCUGUUUUGAAAUGGUUUUCACCUGCAUACAAGCAAGCAGUGAUAACUUAUAUUGCGUAAUAGCAUUUGUUACAUUUUCGACCGCUCGCUGUCGCGAAAUGUAAAAAUAACUCAGGAUGUGUUGAUUUCAUCACGAUUGGUGGAAAACAAAGAUAAUUCCAAAAUAAAUUAAAGGUCGCAUCAAAAUUGAAAUAAAUAAUUAUAACCAAAAUGAAAACAAAUUAAAUGUUCGAACAGACCUCCUUCUUGAAUAUUUGACAGUUAACUAACCUAGUGUAGAAGCAUGUGCGAACAUAUUGGCAACGCGGCAGAUUGCAAGACCUUCUGCGUCACCGUUGCUAGGCAAUGUGGUCAUAUCUUCGUUCUCUAGUCGGCUUCUGUCUCUUUCUAGCAUAUGUUGAUACACACUUUUCGCGCUUCUUUCUCGCACAUAUUGAACUCAAGCCUUCAGACAAAUUUGGUUGUCCAUGUAUGCAGAAGUGCUGUAUUUAUUGUUUUACAGAAAAUAAUUUCAUACAGCAAACAUUCAUUCAAUCUAGCGGAUUCGCACUGGCAAUAGCAUUGGAUGAUAUGUUACCAAAAACCCCGUAGAUGUCGAGCUGCUUCAUAUUUAAAGAAGUGUCAUUUCCCCCUUCUUCUUGUGAUUUUGAGAACUUCUGCAAGGUGGAGUAAAUAAAUAAAGUAGAAUUUCGCAUUGUUUUGUGGAAAAGUAUUGCUAAUCUUAAUUGAAACAUACAAACUAGGGACCUAAAAACAUAGGCAGAAUCAGCUGGGAGUGUACUUCCUAGGUUUUGUAAAGAACGUUACAGUGGAUCAAUUGUAUUGCGACGGAGCCCACUGUCUUCAGGUUAAAUAAUGGCAACAAUGUCCAGUUUGGUCCAGCUAGGCGGCGCUUGUGUGGUUGCGAGUCAAAUUGUCAAAACCAGCUGGGAAAAAGACAUAUUUGAUAGAAAAGUAACUAAUUCUCCACGAUUUUGGUGACACUACGUUUAGGUGGUACAAGCUGUCGGAACUCUACCACAGGUGUGCUAACGGAACACUGCGUCGAGUAUUGCACUUUUUUCCGUCGGGCUGAUUAAAAGCCGUGUCUUUUUGAUGCUCAUUUAUUCACGCUAUUUGUGUCGCGUAACAACAUCACUCAUGUUCAACCUUGACAUAAAUGAGCAAAUGUAACAUUUCGUAUUGAUAAUUCUUCCUCUUAUGCAUACAAAGAUGUGGUUUCGCUUAACGGAAUUUUUGAUAAAUGAGGGCUUGGAGACCAUUUGAGUCAAAGUUACAGGACAUCUGCAAGCAGCGUCUGACGAUAGUACACACAAAAGCUAAAAAAAGACUGAUAUAUCAAAACCUAUCAGUAUGUGAUGCCUAUGGCAGAGUCCUCUUUUACGUGCAAUAUAAGAAAAUCUUGGGUUUUUUGCUGUUUCAAUCAGAGAUAGAAACACUAUAAACAAGCGAUAUGCUAUCAACUAGUCAGGGUUUGCUGUUUAUCUCAGAGUAAAUGAUAAUUAAUUAAAACUAUUGUACAUCAUACUCUUUUUUAUGGUUCAUCUAAAUAUACGAUAAAACAUAGUGUUCAAUUUGGAACAAAAUGUAGUAUGUUGUUUAGUGAUAUAAAUUACUCCAUCGAAUGUUAUUUUAAAAUCCAUGUUCAACUAUUUUACGAAGUAAUUAAAAAAGCAAUACGAACACAUCAGAGUAACACCUUGCAGAUGUUAAAAAAUACACCUUUCCAUCUACCAACUUUUGUAAUUCUGGUGUCAUAUUACUGUAAGCUGCUCAGCAAAAAUAUGAAUAAAUACACUACCGC